CAAAAUAAUGGAAGAUUAGGAGAAAGAGAAAAGUAGAAAACCGAUGACCUUAAGCCAGAGAAUAAGGAUGGAAUUGUCUCAGUAGUAGGAGGAAAAGAAACCUGUCGAGGGACCUUAGUUGAUAAAGCACAAGCCCUCGAGUUAUGAUGAGGAGACAGGAUAAUUGUAUUCUUUCUAUGCAAGCGCAGUGAAUCAAACUUCGCAAUUUCUUUCAAACAUUUUUGGGGGAACAUAUAUUCCACAGUAUCAAUUUAGUUUCACGCAUAAAUAAAAUGUGAUAAAAUAUGUGUUUGAAAAAAAUAAUGUUAUUGCUGAGUAUGUGAGCAAGGAGAUGAGGAAGAGUCACUAGGAGAUGGACUUGAAUGACUUGCUUCGAUUGUAAAAUCGGAUGAUGCUGGUUGCUUAACUUGCUGAUUGUAGGAAUAGAAUAGGAAUCACUGCGUAUUGUUGGGGUGCUUUGAUGGGUAGUUUUUGCAUGUUAUUGCCAAUUUCAAUCUGGAAGAAGGGAGCGAUGUCAAUGAGUGUGUUCCACCUUUUUGGGAGUUACGUAAGCCAAGCAAACAUCGACAGGGUUUUUGAUAAGGUUUAUUAGUUCUAUGUGCAAGAUUUGGAGGAGUACAAGAAAGAGAGAGAGAACAUUACGGUGGGUUAAAUAAAGUAGAGUAAAUUGGACAGAGAUUUGGAGGAUGUAAUAUAUAUUAAUAUAUAAUUAAUUUAGAAAAGACUAAGAAAGUACUUGCGAGAAAUUAGUAAAUAAUAAUGA
Paramecium octaurelia is the source of this 763-nucleotide messenger RNA. The record is from the annotation of a GenBank genome assembly. NCBI's taxonomy places the organism in Eukaryota, Ciliophora, Oligohymenophorea, Peniculida, Parameciidae.